This is a messenger RNA of Stegastes partitus (bicolor damselfish), 666 nucleotides long. It is a transcript of the gene ppdpfb, whose product is annotated as pancreatic progenitor cell differentiation and proliferation factor b. NCBI's taxonomy places the organism in Eukaryota, Metazoa, Chordata, Actinopteri, Pomacentridae. The transcript is spliced from 5 exons. The record is from RefSeq and is a predicted model, not a curated record. Gene Ontology annotation, biological process: multicellular organism development; cell differentiation. The coding region runs from base 216 to 557 and encodes 113 amino acids.
ACCGUUACAGGCAACAAGAAGCAGCGUCAAUAUCGGUUUCGGACCUUGGAGGGUUACAUUUACCCAAAACUUAUUUUCAAAUGGGCCCCGUCGCCUAGCGUUUACUCCCCCAGCCUCGCCGACUGAAUUGAAUUGGGUGCUACUGAACACCAAGCACGUCUGGGUCAGUAAAAGGUUUCCAUCAAGAACACAGUACAGAGACCAACAACAGAAGAAUGGCAGCUAUUCCAGCAGGCGGUUCUCUCGUGGCGACCACUGACUACUACCGAAGGCGCAUCGGCUCUACGUCCAGCAGCAGCUCUUGCGGCAGUUCGGAGUACAGCGGGGAGGUCAUCCCUCAUCAUCCAGGACUCCCCAAGCAGGACUCUGGCCACUGGUGGUCCAGUUUCUUCUUUGGAAAGCAGCCAGGGAUGACCCCGUUGACUGAGGAGGCACAGCAGAAGGCGGGGGUCACAGGUGUGGUGACGAAUGGUCAGAUCACCUGCGUUGCCAGAGAGAUGGUGAUGCAACGGCAGGUGAGUGAGAGCAGCGAUGCAGGGAGUCCCACCUCCUCCUGAUCCUGCCAUCUCACUCCAGUCCACACCACACCUCGGGGGAAUCCAACCAACGACCAACGCUAGGUGACGGGAGGAUGUCCCGUUUACAACCUUUUUAGUUUUUUUUUUA